GGAAGUGUGAGUGUUGUUUCUGCAGUACGCGGAAGUUUUGUGGAGCUGCAGCAGAGCGCUGUGUGAGAUUAGCGGCUGACAGUGUGUCGAUAACACACGGCGGAGCUCUGCGGUGUCUCUCCUCUGCUGCACACUGAAGUAAGUCAUUAAAACACGCUUAUAUCAAACCGUCUGUUUUAUUCCCGUUCUUACCGAAACAUGAUGAAGUUAGCUGACGGAGCAGGACCUCUCUCUGCUGUCAGACUGCCCGGCUUUAUGCUAGCUCACUCCGACUCUCGCCUUAACGCCGUUAAACCUCCAACCCUUCUGAUAAUAAUGUUAAAUAUUAUAUUUCCAGUAGGGUUUGUUUGUCUUAGCCUGUUCCCUUUCAUUUGUAUAUGUAGAUAAAAACUGUACUGAUCUGUUAAAGCUGAAGUUAGAACAGGUUAGCUAAUGCUAACUCACGUCAGAGAGGCCAAUUCAGGUCAUCGGGUUUGAGAUUCAGCAUUAAAAAUAAGAAAAUGCGAAGGAGAAGGAUUAUCUCUGCGGUUUAUCAACACGAAUUUUAGUUAUAUCUAAGGACUUUUGUUUGGAAAAUAACACUGACUGAGUAAAGAAGGACAUCCAGGGGGUUUCUAUCGGCUUUACACCCAUAAUAAUACAGUAAUAUAGUAAUGAACCCAAACAGAUUUUCUCUGAUUCAACUCCAUAAAUCCACAAAACCCACUUUUAAGUUUCUUAAAACUAUUGAAAAUAUAUCUGAAAGAAAGCCUUCAGAGCUUUGUGUAUCGGUGACUCACGAUAUGUGAGCCUUUACGAUAAUGUCGCGGUCAUUUAUUCAUAAUACCGGAUUAUCCGAAAAUACAAAAUGCACUUAAAAGGUAGAUAUCUGUGGUUGUACAUUUAUUAAUUGUUAUUAAAUUUCAUGCAGAUAAAAUAGAGCUUACUCUGUUAACAUUAGUCAUGAUAGACUAUUUUACAUUUGCAUCUGAUGGUCAAAUUUAUUGUACAGGGUAACAUUAAAUCAAGGUUGGAAACAAGCCAAAGCAAACCAAAGAUUUUAACACAGUGUUAGUCUGUUAAAAUGAUUACUGCAAUAAUCGGCUUAACUAUUUGCUAUUUUUCCGACAAAAGUAAAGAAAGUGUAAAAAGAAAAAUGCAAAAACAAUAUGGUGAAAACAGAGAGAUGAAUACCAAACAAAAGAAAGUCUUUUCUGUUAAAGUUAUUAUUUUUGUCAUUUGCAACAGUAUAAUGAAAUGUAUUUAUUUUUAUUAAUACCACCCUAAUAGAACUAUCAUUAUCUGAUCAGAAAUUUUUAGCUUUAUUUUUAAUUAUAAAAAAGGACAAGCUUUUUCCCGUCACAGUCUGAUAAAGUGAGCUUUGAGUAUAUGAAAUAAAAACAUGUGCAGACUGUUAGUAACCCCUUGAGCAACUUUUCUAAUAACUUACGAAACAAAAGAUACUUAUUGGCUGUGGGCCUACGAGCUAACGCUGAGCAGAAUAUCAUGGUGUUUUCCUCCCUUCUCAAAUCUGCACAUGUCUUAAAAGUAAAUCAAAGGUGCUGUUUGCUGUGUGAGUGUGUUACAUCACUUCGUAGUAAUGUGAGUAUCACAGUCUGACUUUGCACUCUGCAGCCAAGCUUCAGCCUGCCCCUGAACCAACCUGCCAAGUAUGUGGACAUUCAGGAUGUGUUUUCCUUGUCAAGUGCUCUUUUUUUAUCUCCUCACCUUUCACACAGUUAACGCCUCUCGAGGAAACAGACUUCAUUAGAUCUCAAUCUGCAGAAGUCACUCUGUGUUAACUUUAAAACAAACUGUUGAAGGUUGAGCUGCAUGGGAUUUUCUGUUAGUUAAAAGUUUUGUUCGAUUGCCUCAGUGUUUUUAGUUAUGUAAGGUUUGUAAAACGUGGGGCAAUGGUUCACUAACCCCCAGGACUAGCAGCCCACGUGGACCUGAACCAUAAAGGUUAAUGUAUCUCCACAUGGACAGUGGCAAGUCUCCUUGUUUUUAAACCAGACUUUAAUUAAAUCUUUCUGCACUCUGUAAACAGGCACCACAGCUCUGUUUGAUUUUAUCUGCUACACAUGUGCAGCGAAUGUGUUUUUAGGUCAGAGAAACAUUCAAGAGACUUUAGCAUUCCUUUAGCUUUAUUUCACCAGGAAAAAAAAAGUCCCUCACCACCCCAUCGCAGCCAAAAGAGCUGAGGGAAAAAAAUGCAUGUGAGAGAAGAAGCAAUGACUAAGCAUUUUUCUGCAACAGAGCAUGUGCAUUCAGAGGUGGAAUAAUCCUUAAUCCUGUUUAUAAUCUUCAGCGCUUAUAAACAGUCUGAAUGGACUCUAUAAAGAAGCUAUAACUUUAAAAGCACUUUUACCUAAAAGAUAAGAGGUUGGGACCAACAUGUGUGACUGAAGGUUGCAGCUGAAAGAGUUUGCAGUCAGAGGAAAAUGAAAAUAAGGGCAGAUGUUAUAGGAAAACCAUAAAAAGACAAUGCACUUCUCAGAAGUGCUUUGGUUGUAUAAUACAGUUAGAUAAGGCUGCAAGAUGCAAUGAUAUGAAAUGUAGUGUAGAGACUUACCAUAAUGCUUUCAACAUUAUAAGACAAUAGAUAGAUAUAGAUAAGGCAGCUUGUUUAUAAUACAAAAUAUAUAUAUAUUCAUAUUGAAGAUAUCCAGAUUUAUCUCAAAGUGUGGCUGCCAAUGCUCAUAUGGAGCUCAGGUGUAAAGAGUAAGAAGUCACUCUCUGGGUCAGGUGUGCAGGGGAGAAAUUAAUUGUCUGAGCUUAAAAAAGUUUUGGAAUUAAUGUAUGCUGAUGUGGACUUUCUUCCCAAAUGGAUUUAGGGUGACAAAUUUCAUUUGAAACUGGCCAAAUAUUAGGAUUGGAGACGCUGCCUUGCCAGAAACAAGCUAAACAAGCUAUAUCUUUAAUGUUUCAUUAUUUUUGCAUACAAGAACAGUAGUCAGCUUUAAUUUUUUUAUUGGGAAACACUUAAUAUUUAAUAUGAGAUUGGGGUUGGAGGCCAAAAAGCCAAUAAGAACAUCACUGAAAAAUAUUCUUUAGAAAGAAUAAUUAAAUUUAAUCCUUUUUGUGCGAUAUUUAAAGAUAAUAUAAAAAGGUGAGAGACACAAGUACCAAAAUGGUAAAAAAAAAACAAAAGCCCAACAUUUUUUAAAAUGUUUAAAAAGACAUGAAAAAAGUCUUUAGUUUGUUCCUGAACUUAAGAAUACAUUAGUUAGCCAUGAACAUAAUGUUGUCAUCUGCAUAAUAAAGAAAUUUUAUCACGAUAAAUCUGCACACAAAGAUUGAUAGAGAUUAUAAACAAAGGGAGGACCCAGUAUUGAGCCUUGUGGAACACCAUUCUGCAUUUUUAAAAGGUCUGACACAAACCAUCAGCUUUGACAAUCAGUGAUGAAAACGUUUUAUUGUCCUGUGUAACGUGUGUGAGAAAUUGUUAAUUCUAUAUGAUUUUGAUUUAAAAUUAAGGAAAGACACUGUGAUAAAAUAGAUCUGGAAUAAUAAAAUAAUCAAUUUGUUGAUCACUUGUCUUUCUUUGGUAGCAUGGCGCACAUUUUAAAUUGCAUUUUUAUUUUGACAUGAAUUUUUCUUUUUUGUUUUUCACCUAGGUUACACCUGUCUCAUGUAAGGCAGACUGUUUCAUGUUUGCAUUUCUUCUUUUUCUUUUAUCAGAGAAAUACUGACACAAAGAGGAGGAUGUCUGCCACUGUGAAGAAUCCUUUCCAGCAUAUAGUUGAGUCUCUGGACCCAGACAGACCAAACCAGCAGUUUUACAAUCUUUCCAAACUUGGAGAUCCCAGAUAUGGUAACACCUCCUUGUCACUGUCAAAGUAAAUGAAAAGUUUGUUUUAUCUUCAAAAGGCAUUCACCGAAUUUUACAUCUGUUCUUCAGACCGUCUGCCUUUCUCCAUCCGUGUCCUCCUGGAGUCAGCCGUCAGGAACUGUGAUGAGUUUUUAGUGAAGAGCUCAGAUGUGGAGAGGAUCCUAAACUGGAAGGAGACUCAGACUCAGACUGUGGAGGUCCCGUUUAGACCAGCUCGAGUGAUCCUGCAGGACUUCACGUAUGUGGAUACUGUAUUUAUUUCCAUUUGAAUUCAGUUUUGUUGCUCUGUAGUUUGGUAACAUUUUGAAAUAUCAUUUACUGCUAACAGAACUUUAUGCUUCAGAGGAGCUUAAUACUCAAUUUUAUCUAAAAGGUCAAAUUCAGCUUGAAAAAGUUUUCCAUGACUGUGGGGGAGCUGGACUGAGUUUGAAAAACCCUGAGGGGAGUUUUCUUAUGAAAGCUGCAGACUCAGAACAGAUGCUUCUGUUGCAAAGUGAACACUGUCGGAGAAACAUGUUUUUAUAACCUCAGCACUUUGUCAUAUUUUGGGGGACAAAAUCACAAAGUUUUGGAGUUGCUCUGGUAGAUUGCUUCAGUUCAGUGCGUUUACAUGCACAGCUUGAUCGGACUAAGUUCAUAAAUCGUUUUUUCUUUUCUCCUUGUCCGCGUGUACAUGCAGCUAAGAAAAUCUAAUUAUUGAUGUGAACGUGUCCUCCUCCACAAAACUAAGGGGCGAUAUGGGUCUUUUCAGCGGCGCUGUUUUCCAGUUGACCCAACAACAACAGCGGGUCUGUGCCAGACGUCAGAAGUGGCAACAACUGCUGCUGGGCUUUUUUCGAGCAAGAAGAUGGAGCAUCGUACAGUGUUGUUUUUGUCGUACAUAAUGUACGCACUACUUUUUUUUGCAGAUGAGGUGCAUGCUAUUCCUCUUCUCUUGCGUUUCUGUUCCGGGGUUACGGGGGCGUGGCGCACACGCACAUGCAUUGUCCAAUCAUACUCUGACUACGCUGCUUACAUGGUAGAGAAAAUUGAAUUCCAAUCGCAUUAUCUGGGUGUCUUAGCCAGAGUUCUCCCACUCCAAUCGGAGUUCUCAAGCUCCGAUUAUAGUCGGACUGAGGUGUUUACAUGCACUUCAGUUGUCUGCUCUUAAUCAGAGUAAGGCAAUAAUUUGGUUUUCUCCAGUGUCAUAUAAACAAAUGGAGUGUAAAACCAUAAAACAGGUUGCAGUGACUGCUGUGUCAUCCUUAAUGCAUUCUCGUUUGCUACUGUUACACUCAGAUGUUAACUUAAAAAUAAAACAGGAGUAUUAUUGAAUGAACAGCUACCAAUAACUAACAGAUAAGAGGCUGUAGGGCUGGGUGAUAAAUUGAAAAUUUACCGAUACCGAAAUUUACGAAAUUUACAACAACUGACGCCAUUUAGCCCAUGUCAAUAUAUUCUCUGUCAAAAAAAUAAAUAAAAGUUGGUUUUGGAUGUGUGUAGGUAGGCUAUGGUCUUAUGUCCUUUCAAGACGCUGUCCUACAUCGGAGACGUGACUCCACCCCACCUAGUCUGUAACAGAGGGAAAGACAGAUGAGGAGAUGGAGGACGGUUCAAAAGUUGUAGCGGCGGCUGAAGUAGACGAAGUUAAUGUGGGAGGGGGUGAGCGAGGUGAACUGCUCAAUAUAUCGUGAUAUUGAUAUGAGGUCAUAUCACCCAGCCCUAAGAGGCUGUGACAUUGAGCAACCAUGAAUUACUGCAGGGGAACUUCCCUCGCUGUGACAGCCUUUACUAUAAGCCUUUUUCCAAAACAGAAACCAACACAUGGUCCUUUAAAAACCACCAGAAUUCAGAGGAAAAACUGUAAUUUUACCCCGCAUAAAGUAGAUGUUUCUGGUCUUACUAUACCACCAACGUUUUCAGAGUUAUCCCGUGCCACGAGAGCAAUGUGAUCAUGCAAACAGACUAACACAUAUUGCAGGUUAAAAUUACUGUGAGCUUAACUUGAGCAAGGUGGCUUUAAAGAAAAAAGUUUAAUGACUGUUUAUGCUAAAAAAAAAAAACCCUCUCCUCAAACAAAAGGAUCUAUUUCCAUAGAGAUCCAUUCUGUGAUGAAUUCAGAAGCUCCAAACACAGGAGGUCAACUGAAGCCUUUCAGCCUCUUUUGCAGAUACUAAUAAAUCCAGUUAGAAACCUUUGGGUCCAAUAGGUCAUUUCAACCAAAGAUAGUGAAUGUCUGAAGGUUUUUAAUGACACCAGAAGUCUUCUUAAAUUGUGCUGAUGGUUGUGAGUGUGUCCUUGCAGUGGCGUCCCCGCUGUGGUGGACUUUGCUGCUAUGCGUGAUGCGGUGAUGAAUCUCGGCGGUGACCCAGAGAAGAUUAACCCUGUUUGUCCUGCUGAUCUUGUCAUCGAUCACUCCAUCCAAGUGGACUUCAACAGAAAGUAGGACCAGGUUUAGGAAGCUCUGCUCUUAGACCCUGUUAUAUUCUCCAUGUAGCUGCAGCAGCUCACUUCGCUUAGAUGUUCAGUGACUGAAAUGCACCGUUUUUUUCCCCCUUCAGGUCUGACAGCCUUCAGAAGAACCAGGACUUGGAGUUUGACAGAAACAGAGAAAGAUUUCAGUUCUUAAAGGUGAAAAUUCAAAACAAAAACCAAGUGUGAGGUUUAGAUAUCUGCCAGCUGAAGAGAUCUUAACCAGAAUUUUGUUUUCUUCUCUUCUUAGUGGGGCUCAAAGGCGUUCAGAAACAUGCGAAUCAUUCCUCCUGGUUCAGGGAUCGUUCACCAGGUCAACUUGGAGUACUUAGCCAGAGUGGUCUUUAACCAUGAAGGGUACUUCUACCCUGAUAGCCUGGUGGGCACGGACUCUCACACCACGAUGAUUGAUGGACUGGGGGUCCUGGGAUGGGGUAAGAAAGACAAAGUCCGGUCUUAUACUCAGGCUCAGCUCUUGUUGAUAAGAAUUGAUGUUUAAAUGAAGUGUAAAGUUUUGAUUGAAGUUUGUGGUUUGAACCUGCAGGUGUCGGUGGGAUUGAGGCGGAGGCUGUGAUGCUGGGUCAGCCGAUUAGUAUGGUACUUCCUGAGGUGGUGGGGUACAAGCUGAGUGGGACCCCUGAUAAGUUCAUUACCUCCACUGACAUCGUCCUCACAGUCACCAAGGUGAGUAUAAUCUGAUCUACUGUCAUAAUCACAAAUAUAUAAACCAUAAGAAUUUCAAUUUUGUGAGGUAACGUAUCCUUCUUCUUGCUCUUCUUUCAGCACCUCCGUCAGGUGGGCGUGGUGGGGAAGUUUGUGGAGUUUUUCGGCCCGGGUGUCGCUCAGCUGUCCAUCGCUGACCGAGCCACCAUCGCCAACAUGUGUCCAGAGUACGGAGCCACGGCAGCUUUCUUCCCCGUGGACAACGUCAGCAUUCAGUACCUCGAGCAGACCGGUGAGCCCUGAUCAAACUCAUUCGAGUACCUCCUCUGAUUCAUCACAGAAAGUUCAUGUUAUUUUCGUUUGGUUUGUUUCCAGGUCGAGAGGAAGAGAAGCUGGCCUACAUCACAAAGUAUUUGAAGGCGGUAUCAAUGUUCAGAGACUACAACAAUGUCUCUCAGGAUCCAGAUUUCACUCAGGUCAGUCUCAGUUUAUACCGCUGUAUGAAUUUACUGAUGUCAAGAGUACCAUUCAAUGGUCAGGUUACGAGAAGAGUACCCUCUGCACAAUCUGUGUCAGAUGUCAGACUUCUACCCCUACAUUACAAACUAAUCCUGGAAAGUGCAAAGAUUAAACUGAACUGCUCCUACCUUCUCUCACAGGUUGUGGAGCUGGAUCUCAGUACCGUUGUCCCGUGCUGCAGUGGUCCCAAAAGACCUCAGGACCGGAUCCCUGUGUCCGACAUGAAGAAAGACUUUGAAACCUGUCUGGGAUCCAAGGUAAAGAAUAAAGACUGAGAGAUCUAUUUCUCAUGAGCAGGUUUUUGUCAAUCAAGAAUAAAUGCCAAUUAUUAAGAAAGAAACCAACAUCUUGUACCUAGUCGUGUCAAGAAUCAGCUGAUUAAUCAAUGACUUAUCGGCGGUGUCAUUUAGCGUGCUCUGAACCCUUAUAGACUUAAAGACAGGAAACAUAAGACUUAUAUUAUAUAGUCGUAAAAGUGGAUUUUGGGUGAGAGAAGAUGCUUCCUACCUGAACAUGUGCCGAUGAUUCGUCUCCGGCUGACUUCACACCACAGGUCUUUCUCAUUCCUCUGUGAUUUUUCAGACGGGUUUCAAAGGUUUCCAGGUGGCCCCGGAGCAUCACAGCGCUUCAUUUCCUUUCCAGUUUAAUGGAAAAGAGUUCACAUUAAGUCACGGCUCUGUGGUCAUCGCUGCUAUCACCAGCUGCACCAACACCAGCAACCCCUCUGUCAUGCUCGGAGCAGGUGGGUGUGCUACAAACUCAUGAGACCAUGAUCGAUCUUUUCUGAUGUGAGAAAUUCUAAAACAGCUGUGAGGAAGAAAACAUGGAGACGUUUGUGUCGAAGUAUAAGUUCAGACAUCGUCACAUUUAUUAAAGAGUUAUUAAAGAUCGAUUCUCUCCCUCUCCAGGACUCCUCGCAAAGAAGGCGAUAGAGUGCGGUUUGAGCGUGAAGCCGUACAUAAAGACGAGUCUGUCGCCAGGCAGCGGAGUGGUCACCUACUACCUGAAGGAGAGCGGGGUCAUGGACUACCUUUCCAAACUGGGGUAAGCUGCACAAACCGAUGAUUCAGGCAGUCAGGUGGAGUUUUCUUUGUGAUCAUGGCACAUAUUUCAGCAUCCUGUUGUCACGAGAUCGAACAAGGAAGGUGAAGGUGUGUGCUGAGUGAGCAGAUCAUGACAUGCAGCAGUUGUAUUUAAAAUGCAGCUGUGUCACUCUUUAUAUUUUAUAAAAAGAAAAAGCUUUAAAAUGAGGCCAUUUACUCCUUACUCAGCUGAGGAAAGAAGGAAAGGAGGCAAGGAAAGGAAUGACACAGAUAAGAAGAAAAGGCUCCUGUGUAAAAACUUUAAAAACGACUAAUUUUUCUGAAGUCAGGAAAAAAGGCGACAUCUGCUGGACUUAGCUUGUCACUGCAUCCUGGUACACUAAUAAACCGAUUCUUUAGAUAUUCAAACCCAACACAAACACCUCAUUGAGCCUCCUAACCAUUCAGACCUCAUGGUGGUCAUGUGAUCUCUGCUGCAUGUUCUCAUAACACUGUACUGAAAUAGGAGACUGCUGCAACCCUUAGCUUAGAAAAAUGUUAAAACUGAAUAAUCCUGAUCAUUUACUUUAAUAGCAAAAACUUUAAAGUGAUCUGAAAAUCACCAAAUAUUAAAAAAACGUAGCCUGUUUUUAAAAUAACACCUCCUAACAUGUACACUAGUGGCUUUUAUUUGAAACUGGGUCACAGAGAAACAUUAGAGGAGUUUGUUUGGAUCAUUUAUUUGGAAUUUUUGUUCAUUAACAGAAUAAAUUUAAUUUGUUUUUAGAGUAAGAACUAAAAUUAAGGGUCUAAAUAUUUUUUAAAGCUAUUUUAAACCAUUAAAUCAUGAUUUAACAGAGUUGAAAGACUAACCCUUGUUUGUAAAGUCAGUCUGACUCAUGAGGGCUGAUGGGACUGUAUUUUUACAGUCUGAUCAAAUUCAAACAGUAAAAACUUGAUAUUUAAAAGCUGCAUUAAAAAAAUUCAAAUCUUAGCUGAUGAGUUUUUUACAAUUCUUGAGAAAAUGUUGAUUUGGCUCAAUUUAAGUCACAUGAUGUUAAGACCUUUAACCUUUUUGUCUUCCCUUGUAGCUUUGAGGUGGUCGGCUAUGGUUGCAUGACGUGUAUAGGAAACAGCGGACCGCUUCCAGAGCCGGUGGUGGAGGCGAUAACACAGGUACUAAUCAGCUUUUCACACCUUCAUCACAGUAUUCCUCUCUUUAUUUGGUCACUCAAACUUCCGUUCCUCUUUUUCUUCGUUUGCUCGUGCUCUGUCUUUAAAUUUCUCCACCCUUCCAUCAGAAGCUUUAAAAACUAGUGAUAACCGGUCAUUUCCUGUCUACUUUAAGGUGUCUCUAUGUAUGUGUGUGUUUCAGGGGGAUCUGGUUGCAGCGGGCAUCCUCUCAGGAAACAGAAACUUUGAAGGCAGAGUUCAUCCAAACACCAGAGCGAACUACCUGGCCUCUCCGCCGCUCGUCAUCGCCUACGCCAUCGCCGGCACCGUGAGGAUAGACUUUGAGAAAGAGCCUAUUGGUGAGUGGUUAGACACAGAUGGAAAGACGAUGAACUCACAGGUUGAAUUAAAAUUUUAAUUGUGUCCGUUCUGCAGCCGUUAACUCUGAGGGUAGAGAGAUUUUCCUGAGGGACAUCUGGCCCACAAGAGAGGAGAUCCAGGCCGUGGAGAGGACGUUCGUCAUCCCAUCCAUGUUUAAAGAAGUCUAUGAGAAGAUUGAGGUGAUGAAACCCGCACUCACUUUGAAAAAAAAAAGCUUUCUGACGUCAUGGUGACAAAAACAUUCACACAACCGUCUCUUUCUGUCAUGCUGCAGAAAGUGAACGAACGCUGGAACUCUCUGGUGGCUCCCUCUGAUAAGCUCUACACCUGGGAUUCAGAAUCCACCUACAUCAAGUCUCCGCCCUUCUUUGAUGGUUUGGUAAAGACAUACAUCUGAACGCAUCCUCAUAUAUUUAAAAAUGAAUCACACUUGUGUCACAGCCAGAUGAGAAAAGAGAAACAGACUCUCGGCUCAUGUCGUCACAGAACUGUUUCUGACUUCACCGUCUCUAUAUCACAUUAUCUUUUAUUUUUUUCAGACCAUGCAGCUUCAUCCUCCCAGAUCCAUAACAAACGCUCACGUGCUGCUGAACCUGGGAGACUCGGUCACCACAGACCACAUCUCACCAGCAGGAAACAUCGCCAGGAGCAGUGCUGCAGCACGCUACCUCACCAGCAGAGGGUGAUAAUGCAGUAUUUCAUGUAGACUUUUCUGUUUUAAAUGGAAAAGCACCAACCAGACAGGCUUAGAUCAUUUGAAACAGAUUUAAACAAGACUUCUCUGUCAGUAUUUUAGUUUCUCUUUUCACCUCCAGUGCAGCCUGAUUUACAUGAAUCUAAUUAUCAUGGCUGUUUAUAGGAUAUUACAGUAUCUGUGGUUGAAUUUCCCUCUGGUCUGAUAUGAGUUUUUAAAUUUUCUGAGUCAACACAGUGAAGCUGUACAAGCAGCUGAAAAUAACACGAAUCAAACUGUCAUGUUUUGACAGAUUGAGCCCUCGAGACUACAACUCAUACGGCUCACGACGAGGAAACGACGCCAUCAUGGCCAGAGGGACGUUCGCAAACAUCCGCCUGUUUAACAAGUUCCUGAACAAACAGGCGCCUCAGACCAUCCACCUGCCCACCGGAGAGACGGUCAGUGUGCCGAGCCCCUCUGAGGCCUCGCUGCUUUCUCUUCAAGUGUUUGAUAUUUACUAACUUUCUUACACGUGUCUUGUUGCAGAUGGACGUGUUUGACGCUGCAGAGCGGUAUCAGCAGUCUGGAGUCCCUUUAGUGGUUCUUGCAGGGAAAGAGUACGGAUCAGGCAGCUCCAGGGACUGGGCAGCAAAGGGUCCAUUUCUACUGGUGAGGAGACUCUUAAGCCGAAAACAUACAGGAGUUUUGGUUUUUGGGGUCAGGCAUGUUGGAAGCGUAGAGCAGGAGCACGAUGCAUUUCUGAUACAGAGCUGCAACAGAGCACACACACACCUGAUUCAAAUGAUCAGCUCGUUAUUGAGCCACUACAGAGCUUGAUAACGAGCUGAUUAUUUGAAUCAGGUGUGUUGGAGCAGGGAAACAUCCAAAACAUGCAGGACAGUGGGCCUCGAGGACUGGACUUGAGAAACACUGUUAUAUGCGAUACUUCAUUGGUUAGAAUGGCAAUCUAUUUGCUGCGUGAUACGUGAUGCUGACGUUACACGCUCAAUAUGGAUCCUGUAUGUUUUAGCCUUUACUGGUGACCGGUAUAAAAAAACCCAUCAUUAUACUUAUAGAUGCUAUGAAGCUGGACUGAGGGUGUGUGCAGAAAUGUGAGCUGUCCGCUUCUGUUUUUAGGGCAUCAAGGCAGUGAUAGCAGAGAGCUAUGAGCGGAUCCAUCGCAGUAACCUGGUGGGGAUGGGGGUGAUUCCUCUGGAGUAUUUACCCGGAGACACUGCUGACAGUUUGGGACUGACGGGCCGAGAGCGCUACACUGUCAUCAUCCCCGAGCAGCUUACGCCACGGAUGACUGUAGACGUCAAGGUUUGUUAAAGACCGUUAAAGACUGUUUUAUUGAUCUGACAUGAUUUGAACUCUGAAGGUUUCCCCCUCUGCUCUCACAGCUCGAUACGGGGAAAACAUUCCAGGUGAGGAUGAGAUUCGACACUGACGUGGAGCUGGCGUACUUCCAUCACGGAGGAAUCCUUAACUAUAUGAUCCGCAAGAUGUCUCAGAACUAAAUUGAAAAAAACAUGCCAAGUACCGCACAUGAAGAAAGUCAGGUCUCUUUUUCUCAGCUGCAGCCGGACACACUGUGGCUGCAGUGAGAUCAUGCAACGUUUUACUGAAGAAUUCUGUCCAAAAAUAAUCUCAUCUUUGUCCCAGUUUGGUACAUAGAGCCAUUUCAAGCUAAAAAAAACACAACAGAUAUCACACUUUUCUCUUUUUAUAAGAGUGCUGCUACUUACUUUUAAUGACACAGCAGAUCUUAAGUAAAAUUAAAAAAACCAUGAGAGGCAAGAGAGAAACAAGGAAGCAUGUUUGCUGUGUUUAUGACUGAAGAGCUGAUCACUACUUUUAAUUUUGGUGGAAGAACAUUAAUCUAGUCUUUUACUAAAGUAAGAAAGGAGAAAACAUGUUCAAUGUACCUGACGAUAUUCCCGUCUCAAACUUCAAUUCUCUUGUUUCUCUGUGGCUGGAGAUCCUUUUUUUCCUCUGAAUCAGUUAGUGUUUCACCACUUACAUGUCUUACCUGUAAGAUGGUUAAAAAAAAUCCACAUAUGAGCCUCAAAUAAAAAGUCUAAAUCUAAUAAACAUUUUUUUUUCUGUUUGUUGUUUCUCCAGUUUAAGAAAUACUGUUUUUUGUUCUUUCCCAGUUUCUAAAACUAUCAGUGCAUUGAUAUAAAUAGGAGGGAAUUAGGAUUUUCAACUCGCUUAUUUUCCUCCUGCAAAGCAUUGAAAAGUACAUCAUAACACUUGCCUGACAAAAUGUUAUUUUAAUUGCCAAAAAUUUAUUUUCUCAGCUGUGUAAUACUUUAUAACAAACUUUAAAAAUCAUUAGCUAAAGCUACUUAUGAUUAAAAAAAAAUAAAAAGGUCUGAGUUGUAAAAGUAAAUGUUAUUUUCAGGCUUGUUUUUCCAAGCAUGAGGUGUUAUACCGAUUUCAGCCACUAGAGGCUGAAACUUAAGUAGUAUUCCUGAUUUUUAAAAAUUGUCUUUCAUUGUUUUUUUUCUUCUUUUAGGCUGUUUUGUUUUUUCACAAACUGCUUUCAUAAAUUUGACAAUAGUUGCUUUUUUCCUAGCUUAAAGAUGGAGUAAUCGGAGUGCCGCUGGCCUUGCAGUCUCAGCUAGCUCCGUACGUGGAGGCUAUGCCUUAUACAAAGGCCCUGGGUUUGAAUAUGACCUGAUAUCAAUAUUAAGACCUUUUUUCACUGUCAAGACUAAAGGCAGGAAAACAUGUCAUUACUGUUAACAUUAACAUCUGUAGCUAUGAUAAACAAAAACCCAGUAUUUAUGUUUCUGACAAUAAAUAUUCACACUGAUGCAACUAUGAUCUGCAUGUCGUCAGAUCAAAGAGGAAAAAUCAGACUUAAAACUCUUGUGAAUCAUCCCACACUCAAGCUUUUGCUGUUGUUUGUGCCAUCCCGGAAAGUACCCCUGUAUAACCCCACUUUAGGUACUAAAGUUGAACAAAAAUCUCACUUGUUCUUGAGUCAUAAAGGGAAUAAAUGAGAAAAUAGAUCACUGCUGUGUUUUCUCUCUUGCCUCUCAGCACUAAUUUACUAAAUAUAUACAAGAAAGCGAAAUAUAUUUACAGAUUAUUAUGAGAUGUGAAUAUUUGAGGUAUGAAGAGUGAGUUACCCAGUUCAUUCAUGUCAUGCGCACAUUAACUCAUGAUAAACAGACAUGCUCAGAUAUUGUUCAAACAUUCCAAACUUUAUAAUAAAUCGUCUUUUAGUCUUCGUGUGGCGUUAACGUUAUUUUCUGCCUUACUUCAUAAUUCAAACGUCUGUGUCUUCUUUCUCUUUCGUCCUAAAACUCUGAUUAUUUAACUCUAAAGACUGAAAAAAUCAUGUCUCUGUGUGAUUGUCUCCUGUUCAUGACACUGUUGUGGGUGCAUUAAGCCAUAGAUUACUGAAAAUUCAAUAAAUCGUGAUUCUUUUGAACAUUUGUUUCCAGUCAUUCACUCUUAAAAUAAAUGUGGGUUUCCGUC
Molecule: messenger RNA, 14191 nt
Organism: Xyrichtys novacula (pearly razorfish)
Lineage: Eukaryota; Metazoa; Chordata; Actinopteri; Labriformes; Labridae
Source: the annotation of a GenBank genome assembly